AUGAAAAAGAACUUGUUAUUUCAUAAUGUUAAAUUUCUUGGAAUUCUAUCCCUCCUUGUACAACAAACACACGCUCAAGAAGAUGAUAGUUUUAGAGUAACAGAUUCAUUCGACACCCUUAUUACUGCACUCCUUUCGAUGUUGAUAUAUUUAAAUUUGAAAAAAAAAAAUCGUUUAAAGGGUAUUAGUAAUCUUGUCGAAGUGAUUAUUCACACAAUUUUCUUCGUCAUCGCUUUUCGUAGAUUUAACAAUAUCAGUAAUGACGUAUUUUUUAUCAUAUUCCCUUAUAUUAUUUCAAACGGUUACGCGAUAUAUAAGUCAAUUAAAAACCUUCAUAAAAUAAGUCGUAACAAUGAGGUUACCGAUAUUAGUAAUAUCAAUAACCGUCUUGCAACAUUUAAUGAAGAUUAUGAUUUGAAAUUUAUAACUUUUAUAUAUUAUACGUACAGCGGUCUUAUUCUGGCGACAUUAUGUGCUUCAUCUAGUUUAUGGUUAAAAAGUUAUAUGACUAUGGUCGUUUUUUCUCGAGCCAUUGCGGAUAAAAAAUCAGAGAUCGUCAAUACGUCUAAUCAAAGGGAAGUAGUUUAA
Messenger RNA from Funneliformis mosseae, 588 nucleotides. Lineage: Eukaryota; Fungi; Glomeromycota; Glomeromycetes; Glomerales; Glomeraceae. The record is from the annotation of a GenBank genome assembly.